GCAACCGGGAUUAUAACUGUGAAUGCGCGUCACCUGGUGGCACGCUACUUACUCCGUUCUCGCUCGGUCCGCCUGGUGCUCUGCUGCAACCCUCUAUCAUCGAGCACGAGUCCUGCUCUGACCGACUACCGACGAGCACGGUAUGUCUGACCCACCCAAGAAACCGGGGUCUUUGCGAGACCGCAUAGCAGCCUUCGAGAACAAGGGUACAGCUGCUCCGCCCCCACCCGCACCGCGACCCAAGCCCGCUGGAGGUGUCUCCUGGAAGCCUCGCCCGCGCUCGCCUCCCCCAGUUAGUAACGCCAGUAGUGAUGAAGCACUGGAGGCCGCCAAGGCGGCCGGUAUGUCUGCUGCAGACGCGAAGACGAGCAUCGGGCAGGGUGUGAGUCUCAAGGAGCGCAUGGCCGCGCUGCAGGGUUUCAACGCCUUCGGUGGCAGUGCUGCAUCACCCCCACCGAAGCCUGCGACUGAGAAGCCAAAGUGGAAGCCCCCGCCGGUCGUCUCGCCGCCCCCUGCAGAUGACGAUGAGAAGGAGGAGAUAGCCAAGCCGGCUGUAGUCCCGGAGAGCGAGAGCGAGGGCGACGUGCAGGAGCACAAGCCUGUCACGGAGGGUGAACCUACCGGGGAAGAAGGCGAAGGGCAGGCAGAGCCUGAUCUAGAGGAGGAAGAGAGGCAGCGUCGGGCUGCCAUCGCUGCUCGGAUGGCGCGUCUUGGAGGUGCCCGAGUUGGCAUGGCGCCCCCGGUGUUUGGGAGGAAGCCUGAUAUCAAGAAGCCCGAAGCACCUAAGGUUGCAGAUGAGGAACACAGAGAGCAAGAGUCUGCCCCGGCUGUUAGUCCUCCUGCAGUUGUCUCGCCGCCUGAGACUGCCUCUGUCACAUCCCAGAAAUCCGACCCAACUGCGACAGAUUACUUCGAAUCCAAGGAUCCUGAGCACCUCUCGCCCGAAUCCGCUCCUACUCCUCCGGUCCGUUCGCCCGCAAUGCCAGUCCCAGCUGGUCCUCGCAGGGCAGCCCCACCGCGUAAGCGCGCCCCGAAGUCCCCUUCGCCGGCGCCGGCGACUGUCCUUCAGGAGGGCGCCGUGCAUGAGAGUCCGUCCCCCCUUCCCGGCGCUCCGCCCGCUGCGCCGGAAGUCGCCGCCCCGUCUAUUGUGCAGGCAGAAUCAUUGGGUCCUCAUGGGGAUCGCGAGCCUGAAGUCGCUGGAUCGCAGAUGGAUGCUUUGAUCGAGAGUGUUCACGCAGCGGAUACGGAGCUAGCCGAAGAGACGAAGAAGGCACUAGCAGACGUGACACCUCCUCUUGUUGCAGGGCCUAUCGAGAUAGAGGAACCCGAAGCUGAACCGCCUGCUCAUGAAGACAAAGCCCAAGUCAUUGCCGCACCAGGGGAAGCUGUCGAGGACGCUGUCGAGGACGCUGCCGCGGCGGAGGCAGAGGCAGAGGCACACGAAGAAGUUGCUGAGCCCACUAUCCAAGCAGAGGAGCACCAUCAGCAACCGGAGGAGCACCAUCUUUCAGAGCAGGAGAUUGCUCAGCAGGAGAUUGCUCAGCAGGAGAAAGCGGCGCGACGCAAGCGCAUCGCUGAACGCCUCGCGAAGGCGGGCGGCGUCAACCCUCUGAGCGGACCUGCUCCUCCCAUGGCGUCUCCUCCUGUGUCGCCGCCCCUCGGCCACAGCAUCCCUGCAUCCGCAGAGCGUCGCCAGAGCUUGAGGAAGGACAGCCAUGGAUCUAUCGGGAGCGAGAAACCGAGUUCACCGCCUUUGGUGCCAACCUCACCUAAGCCGGAGGUCCCCCGCAGGCAAGGGAGCAUGCACUCUGUGCGUUCCCAGGUCUCGCUGGAGCACUCUACGCGACGGAUGUCCCAGGAUGGUAAAUUUUAACGCUUUCGGUGACAUGCAGCAAUCUGCAUGCACCCGCAUUGUACAGUAGUUGAUUGAUUGGGUUGUUUCGUAUAGAACGCAGAUAUUCGCUCGGGGAGCCCGAGCCUGCCCCGGAACUUGUAAGAACGUUUGCCGAAGAGAUCGUCGAAGAACCCGAACCGCAUGACCAACACGAGGCUAUCCAUGAAGAGCAACAUGUCGCCGAGGAUAGCU
This is a messenger RNA of Rhodofomes roseus, 2086 nucleotides long. RefSeq lists its product as uncharacterized. NCBI's taxonomy places the organism in Eukaryota, Fungi, Basidiomycota, Agaricomycetes, Polyporales, Fomitopsidaceae. The transcript is spliced from 3 exons. The record is from RefSeq and is a predicted model, not a curated record. The coding region runs from base 143 to 1873 and encodes 576 amino acids.